Messenger RNA from Huiozyma naganishii CBS 8797, 1599 nucleotides. RefSeq lists its product as uncharacterized. Bases 1 to 1599 code for a protein of 532 amino acids. Lineage: Eukaryota; Fungi; Ascomycota; Saccharomycetes; Saccharomycetales; Saccharomycetaceae. Gene Ontology annotation, molecular function: ATP hydrolysis activity; ATP binding. The record is from RefSeq and is a predicted model, not a curated record. The transcript has a single exon. Gene Ontology annotation, cellular component: mitochondrion.
AUGGCAGAACAGAGCAGGUUGAUUUUAAAGAUUAGCAAUGCGCUCUUUAAGGGGUCGCUUAUCAAGAAUGCCCCGCCUGUGUUCAAAACUCCGAUCAAAAACUUCGAAUUAAGGACAGACCAAAAAUGGGUUAUAUGGGGACCCGGGAAGUCCAAGUUUAUCGAUGCACUUGGCGGGAAAUUCCUAUGCGAUCCACCGUUGGCGUACCAAUUCAAUAAAAACACAACACCAAUCAUCGAACAAAUAAAAUUCAGAGGCGUAAUGCCCACGGCACAUCUUAGUGCUAGAUACGAGUUUUUUAAAGAUGAGUUUGACCAAACGUGUAAGAUGUUUAUAUUGGAUAACUCCAUAGGGUCCAAUGAGGUAGCAUACACAAUAUCCACUACAAAUCGUGUCGUGGAUAUGAAAUUGUAUGAACUGCUAGUCAAAGAGCUGCAGUUGAGCGAACUGCAGGAUAGAUGGGCCAUGGGGUUAAGUAAUGGACAAAUGAGGAGGGCCAGGCUGACCCGUUCAUUGUUGAAAAAACCAGAUUUGCUGUUGAUGGACGAUCCAUUUUUAGGGCUUGACCCUGGUGCUUCGGCCAUUAUUUCUAAACUUCUGGCUGGAUUGCAAGAAAAGUUUGGAAUCCCUGUUGCUGUAGGUCUUCGAUACCAGGACGAGAUCCCUCAGUGGUGCACACAUAUCUGUGCGGUUGAUAACCAACAAGGUAUUAUGUUUCAAGGUUCUGUUUCAGAAUGUAGGGAGAGGAUUAAAGAAUACAGGGAUUGCGAAGUAUCUGAAAUCGAAAACAGAACCUUGGCACAACGGCAGCAAAAUCAAUUCUCAAUCGAAGAUUUAAUUGCUCCUCACCCAUUGUACGGGAAAAAUCACCACGAGAUAUUUAAGAUGCCAAGUUCCAUUGAAUUCAAGGGUAUUGGCGUUACAUAUAAGGGCGAACCUGUGCUCAAGAAUUUAUUUUGGGACGUCAAAGUGGGUUCCAAAUGGCACAUCAGGGGGGAUAAUGGUACAGGAAAGUCCACGUUGCUUUCUAUGAUUGUUGCAGAACACCCACAAUCGUGGAAUUCAAAGGUCGUCGAGAAUGGACAAGAGAGAAGAUCGGGUAAGUCCAACUAUUUCGAUAUCAACAAACGAAUUGGCAUGUCAUCCCCUGAAUUACACGCAAUAUUUGCCACAAAAUCAGCCAGGGAACUAACUGUGCGGGAAUGCAUUGCAUCAGGAUGUCAUGAAGGUUCCUCGAACAAUUUUAAACCCAUGUGGACGUCUUUGGAUUCUGACCAAAAGAAAAUCAUCGACAUGUACAUCCACUAUUUUGGCUUGAAAGAUAUUGCCGAUACAAGAACGUUUGAAAGUUUAACUGUAAGUGAUCAAAAAUUGAUACUAUUCGUAAGAAGCCUGGUGAAGAUGCCCGAGGUUUUGAUUUUAGAUGAGGCUUUUUCGGGAAUGGAAGUCGAACCUAUGCUGCGUUGUCAUAAUUUCCUGGAGUACUGGCCCGGCACGGUACUGGUGGUUGCUCAUGUGGCAGAAGAAACGCCCAAAUGUAAUCAUUUCAUUAAAUUACUGGGCCCAGGAAAAUAUGAAGUCGGUAAUGUGAAUAAUUAA